Juglans regia (Persian walnut) is the source of this 1573-nucleotide messenger RNA. RefSeq names its product probable auxin efflux carrier component 8. Lineage: Eukaryota; Viridiplantae; Streptophyta; Magnoliopsida; Fagales; Juglandaceae. Gene Ontology annotation, molecular function: auxin efflux transmembrane transporter activity. Gene Ontology annotation, biological process: auxin export across the plasma membrane; auxin polar transport. The transcript is spliced from 6 exons. The coding region runs from base 165 to 1268 and encodes 367 amino acids. The record is from RefSeq and is a predicted model, not a curated record. Gene Ontology annotation, cellular component: endoplasmic reticulum; plasma membrane.
GGAAAUAAGAGAACUUCUGAGGAAGCUUAAACUAAAACAGGAAUUCCCACAUUAGUGUUUUCAUGGUUUGACAAAGCAUCCAAGAGCACACAAAAUUGCUAUAUCACCCAUAAAUUCAGUUCCAAAGGAGAUUUUUUCAAUCCUACAACAGACCUGGUACUAUAAUGAUUUCUCUAUCUGAUGUUUAUCAUGUUGUGGCAGCAGCAGUUCCAUUAUAUGUUGUCAUGAUAGUAGCCUACAUCUCUGUGAAAUGGUGGAAGCUUUUCACUCCAGAUCAAUGUGCAGGGAUAAACAAGUUUGUGGCAAAAUACUCAAUUCCUCUAUUAUCGUUUCAAGUGAUCUCUGCCAACAACCCCUACAAAAUGAACCUUCAACUCAUAUUCGCAGACUUAUUGCAGAAGCUACUUGCCUUUCUGGUAUUGACAGCAAUUACUAAAGUCAGCUCCCGAGGAGACUUGAAUUGGAUCAUAACUGGCAUCUCUCUGUCAACACUGCCUAACACACUAAUCCUGGGAAUGCCACUAUUGAAAGCCAUGUAUGGGGAAGAAGCACCAGCACUCCUUUCCCAGAUAAUUGUCUUACAAAGCCUGAUUUGGUACAAUAUAUUGUUAUUUCUGUUUGAGCUCAGUGCCGCAAAGGCAGCCCCUGUAACACCAGCAUUAGAAGUCCCAGUUGAUACAGAAGCCCCCCAGGAAGCACAAACAAAAGAGGAAGAGGAAGAGAGAGAGAAAAAAGAUGAGGAAGAGGAGGAAGCAAGAACCAGAACAACAACGAAAACCAAAACUAUGCUCAUUCUUUUGACAGUGGGGAAGAAGCUUUUUAGAAACCCCAAUACACAUGCAACUUUAACAGGUCUCAUUUGGGCAAGCAUACACUUCAAGUGGGGAGUAAAAAUGCCAGAAAUUGUUAAGCAAUCGAUACUCAUAAUUUCAAAUGGGGGACUUGGCAUGGCAAUGUUCAGCUUAGGUCUUUUCAUGGCAUCACGUGCUAGCAUAAUACCAUGUGGAACCCGACUGGCAUUGGUAGCAAUGGGAAUGAAGUUCUUGGUGGGGCCUGCCCUAAUGGCAGUGCCUUCAACUGCCAUUGGACUAAGGGGCAAAGUCCUUAGAGAGGCAAUUGUGCAGGCAGCACUUCCUCAGGGAAUUGUUCCAUUUGUUUUUGCCAAAGAGUAUAACGUACAUCCCGACAUAUUGAGCACAGGGGUAAUUUUUGGCAUAAUAAUUUCCAUGCCAAUAGCUUUAGCCUACUACUUCCUUCUAGCAUUGUAAAAAUGCUGUUAGAAAGAUGCAACAUAACUCCAUAACCACAAAUUGCUGCGACAUAGAUCAUCUAAACCAGGAAACGAUCAAUUGCUAAAGAUGGACUGCAGAUUGCAGAAGUAUUAACCAUUUUUUUGGAAAAAAAAAGAAGAAGAAGAAGAAGAAGAAGAGAGUUUUCUUUGACAUGCAGUGAUGUGGAUGAUUUUCUCCCCAGAACACAUAAAAUGUACCUGUUAUUGAAAUUAGCGAGCUAAUGCAUGGUGAGUAACGGGUAGUUGUAAUUUUACAGCCUCAUUAAUUUGAGAUUAACAAAU